AUGGCCGUGGAAAAGAAAAAGGUUGCCAUCAUUGGCGCGGGACCUGUAGGCUGUGCCUUUGCGGUUCGUCUCGUUAAGUCCGGACACGAUAUCACAAUCGUAGGCCGUGGCCAGCGACUUGCAAAUCUCGAAGAAAAUGGGGGUAUCCAGACGAAGAAAUCGGAGAAAGCAACGGAGAUCUCGAAGACUCCUGUGAAAGCCGUCAGAUCCCUCGAUACUGCACAACCCUGGGACCUAGUCCUCCUUACCAUUACGGAGCACCAGUUUGACGAGCCAUUGUUUGCUACGCUUAAAGCUUGUCCAAAAACAACACAGAUUCUAUUCAUGUUUAAUACUUUCGCAUCGCUGGAUAAGUACUUUGACGUCCUGGGAAAGGAACGCUGCAUCAUGGGAUUCCCGGCGAUUAUGGCAUUUUUCUAUGAUGGAGCAUUGGUGCACAAAUUCCUCAGUUUCGGUCAAAUCACCAUCAUCUCAUCACCCGAAUGGCGCUCCAUCUUCUCGUCGGCGGAGAUCGCUUGUGUCCACGAACCUGAUAUGCAAAGUUGGCUACGCACACAUGCCGCCAUGGUCGUUGGGUUUCAGAGCGCGGCGGUUGCAGCUGCCAAAAGGAAAUCAGGAGUGACAUGGGCGGAAGCACAGCUCAGUGCUGGGGCUGCCAGGGAGGGGUGUGCACUGGUCAAGAAGCUUGGAAACAGUAUCACGCCCAAAUUCAUAUACUAUCUGGGUGUUGCAGCGCCGAGCUUCGUGCUCACAGGGUUAUUUUGGAUUUUGACGAGAGUACCUGCUUUCCGCAAUAACCCACAAGCAUUGCCGAACUGGGAACGAGAGAUGCUUGGUUUGGCGGAAAGCAUAAUUGGAGCAGCGCCUUCCGAUGACGACGUACGACUGAUUAGCCAGCUAAAGUCGAAGUAUGUAUGA
Penicillium waksmanii is the source of this 918-nucleotide messenger RNA. Its product is annotated as ketopantoate reductase family protein. NCBI's taxonomy places the organism in Eukaryota, Fungi, Ascomycota, Eurotiomycetes, Eurotiales, Aspergillaceae. The record is from RefSeq and is a predicted model, not a curated record. The coding region runs from base 1 to 918 and encodes 305 amino acids. The transcript has a single exon.